This is a messenger RNA of Phacochoerus africanus (Common warthog), 3409 nucleotides long. RefSeq names its product fin bud initiation factor homolog (gene FIBIN). The record is from RefSeq and is a predicted model, not a curated record. The transcript has a single exon. Bases 539 to 1174 code for a protein of 211 amino acids. Lineage: Eukaryota; Metazoa; Chordata; Mammalia; Artiodactyla; Suidae.
UCCUUGGCUUCCAAGUGACGAAACCAGCUGUAAUUUGAGAGCUGAGAGAUCCUCAGGAUAUCAUUAGCCAAAGGAAAAGCUCCGCAUUCCCACCCAGUCCAGGAGCUGAAAUACUAUCCCAGGGCAAGAGCCUUUCUCUCCAGCUACAGGCUCCAACUCCCCGGGGCAAGGGGGAACUCGGAGAGCGAGAGUGGCGCAGCGGAGCCAAAGUCCUGCAAGAGCCCUGGAGGAGGGGAUCCCUAUCCGCGCCGGGAUCCCUCCAGGAAAGAGGAGGCUGAGUUCUAGUCACCCGAUCCAGCGCAGGAGCUCAGAGCGACUGUGCAUCCUGCGCUGCUGGCUGCGGGGGCUGCUACCCAGGCUCUUGUGCCGCAGCCACAUGAAGCCAGCUGGGGAAGGGGGGCCAGGGUGCAGCAAGCCAGCUGGGAUUGAGGCUGACGCCGCCGUCUCUGGGAAGCAUUGACUUCCAAGGGGACCCCCUUCCUUGUUUCCCGGGCAAAAAGUCUUCUCCAGGGGUCCCCUUUCAUUCUGAACAUCCAGGAUGGUGUUCCUGAAGUUCCUCUGGAUGGGUUUUCUGUGCCACCUGUGUCAGGGCUACUUCGAUGGUCCUCUCUACCCAGAGAUGUCCAAUGGGACUCUGCACCACUACUUUGUGCCCGACGGGGACUACGAGGAGAACGAUGACCCCGAGAAGUGCCAGCUGCUCUUCAGGGUGAGUGACCACCGGCGCUGCUCCCAGGGGGAGGGUAGCCCGGCCAGCAGUCUGCUGAGCCUCACCCUGCGGGAGGAAUUCACGGUGCUGGGCCGCCAGGUGGAGGACGCCGGGCGCGUCCUGGAGGGCAUCAGUAAGAGCAUCUCCUACGACCUGGACGGGGAGGAGAGCUAUGGCAAGUACCUGCGGCGGGAGUCCCACCAGAUCGGGGACGCUUACUCCAAUUCGGACAAGUCCCUCACUGAGCUGGAAAGCAAGUUCAAGCAGGGCCAGGAACAGGACAGCCGGCAAGAGAGUCGGCUCAACGAGGACUUCUUAGGGAUGCUGGUCCACACCAGGUCCCUGCUGAAGGAAACGCUUGACAUCUCUGUGGGGCUCAGGGACAAAUACGAGCUGCUGGCCCUCACCAUCAGGAGCCAUGGGACCCGGCUAGGUCGGCUGAAAAAUGACUAUCUUAAAGUGUAGGUGGAAGAAAGCACUGCCUGCGGAGAGGGCAUCAAAUCAAACCCCAUAGUGGAGGGUGGGGGACAGAAGAUGGGGCUAACUUUUUCCUUAUACUUAUGAUUUUUUAAUAACCAGAUUUGCACUUGGAGAAUGAUCAGAAGUGAUCUUUAAAAAGCAAGAACUGAGAGUUGAAUGAUUUUAGUUUUGUACAUUAUUUAUGUGAUUGUUAUUGAUUUGUCACCUGGAAAGAACAAUGUAAAGCCUUGCCUCUCACCUUUCCUAGAAGGGCUUUAUAAACUCUGCAGCGACACCUGUUUCAGCCACAUCUGAAAGGUCACAGUUUAUGCAGUAGGUACUGAUUAAACCUCCCCAUCCUGGAGAUUAUGUGAGAAUACCCAGGGAGCAUGUGCACAGCUCCUUUCCAUUUUCAGCCUUCUCUCUUGGGCUCUGAAAGCUGUCAAAGUCGCCUGUUUUGCAGAUGAGGUCAGAGGUGCAGCUCGGCAUGCCUGUUUCUUCUCCUUUUCCCUCUUAUUUAUUAACCAUGGUCUCCAAGGUUUUGUUUUUAGUUGAUUUCUUUUUGGUUUUGGUUUUUGAAGUUUUUUUGAAAUAGAGUAUUGGCUUGAAACUAUAAACAAAUCACCUUUUGCAGCAGGAUGAAUAGGGUGCCUCUGUGGGUGUGUAUAAAUUAAAGGGUCCACGUUUAGGGAGUCUAAGCCAUGUGGUGGUUAUGCACUUCUAAUGAUAUGCUGAUUUGCUGUGUCUCUCAUUGUGCGUCUGUGUCAUCAGAACUGCAGGUACAUUACAGAGAAGCAGGUAAAUUGUCCUGACACCACCUUUAGGUUACCAGUGUAUUCUUUCUCAUUUGGAGGUUUUACUUCUGUUUGCUUAUUGGAAGCUUGUACUUCAAGUAGGGGGAAUUCUAAUUCUCAUAAUUCCUUAACUGAUUUUUAUUAUUCAGCCAAUAAAUAUGUUCUUGUAUAAUAUUUGCUUAUUUUCUAAUUUAUAUCCAUAAUUUUUAUACUUUAAAGAGGGGCCAAUGCAAAAGGAAAGAGAAGGCUAAUAUUUAAGCCAGUUUACUUUGUGUCUAUGAUAAAGAAGGCAAGGAGGCAACCUUCCCUUCCCUGCUACCCUUAUCAUCCUCAAAACAAAACAAAAAAACCUAGGCUAUGCCAGAACUUGAUCUAAGCUGGUCAGCCUAAAAACUCCAAAUUUCUCUAGUUUCCCCCAAAGAAUCAACUGAUAAAGUUUAUGGCAAAGCUCAGAGCCUCUAUGCCCUCAGAAUGCAGAGGGAGGUUUCCAUUCUAAGUUAUAGAAACUACAACAAUGUCUAUUAAUUUUGAAGACAGGUCUACACUAAUUAAUGAUUUUUAAAAGUGGAAAUGCACUCUGUUUCAUCUUUCUCUAGCCAGUCCUCACCCUCAUCUUAAAAAUGCUUUUCUUUCACCCAUAUGCACACAUAUACACACAAACAUUCAGGGAAAUAAGUGUUCAUAAUCUACUCUUCAACAAGAAGGCUUUUUUCUGUCCCGUGCAUGAGGAAUCCAGUUUUCUAUUCCUAUGAAGUGUCCAAUAUCUUCCUAUAACAACAGGAGAAAUGGAGGCCAAGGAAGUAACCGAGCUCCACUGGUACUAACAGCUCCAGGUCCUCCUAGAUUUAAGUACCAGACAUACUGCUCUUCUCUUCUCAAGGAUGCUGAGAGAUGAGAGGGAGUGGCUUGAAGCCUGAGAUCUUGCAUAACUAUUUCAUUGUUUAAAAUUUUAAAAAAGAACAAAAUGUGGAGUAAUACUUAAUCAUUUAUAAUUUCUUUUCGUCACCUAGAGGCCAGCUAUUAGCUGCCUCCAGUGUGCGUGGAGAUCAUUUAAGAUCAUUUAAGAGAGUUUCCUUCUUUAUUCUAUGAAAGAUGAGGGAAAAAAUAAGAGCAGAGGCAAAGGAGAAGAUACUUGGUACUUAAAUGAUUGUAGUUUGUAGUCACAGCACUUCAUCUCUCAAGACUUCUGUAUUACCCACUUCACAGUGAUUGAGUCUAAUCCAUCAUCAUUAACAACAACAAAAUAGCCACCUGUUUUGAGAACUCAGCUCAGAAUUAUUGGUUAGGGCCUGUGCUAAGAACUUUGCCUGGGUAUUUUUCCUUCGAUUCUAACAAUAAACUAUGUGAGGAAAGUAUUAGAUAAAAGGAAUUAAUAUAUGUCAAGGGUUUAGAAUAGUACCUGACACAGAGUGAAUCCUCAAUAAAUGUUCGUUGUUGCUGUUACUAA